GCUGUUUUGUGUCUAUGGUUGCCAAGUGGACGUAUGAAAAUUUUUGACGUUUCUCAUUUGUGAGCUAAAUGCGUGUCCGUAGUGUAUUAUUAUUUGAAUAACAUUACUUAUUGGAGAGAAACUACUUAAGAAAUGUCUUCUCCACGCACCCGUAGGAAGCUAAACACUAUACGCAACGUGGACGAUAACAAUAAAUGUUUCGAAUGCGGGACUCUCAACCCUCAGUGGGUGUCAGUGACGUACGGGAUCUGGAUAUGCCUGGAGUGCUCGGGAGUGCAUCGCAGCCUCGGCGUACAUUUGUCUUUCGUCAGGAGCGUGACUAUGGAUAAAUGGAAGGACGUGGAAUUAGAGAAAAUGCUUGUAGGAGGCAACAGCAAAGCCCGAGAGUUCUUCGAAAGCCAGCCAGACUUCAAGCCGGGGUUGACCAUACCCCAAAAGUAUAAUACUAAGGCAGCUUCAAUGUACCGUCAGAAG
Trichoplusia ni (cabbage looper) is the source of this 474-nucleotide messenger RNA. RefSeq names its product ADP-ribosylation factor GTPase-activating protein 1-like. NCBI's taxonomy places the organism in Eukaryota, Metazoa, Arthropoda, Insecta, Lepidoptera, Noctuidae. The record is from RefSeq and is a predicted model, not a curated record. Gene Ontology annotation, molecular function: GTPase activator activity. Gene Ontology annotation, cellular component: Golgi membrane. Gene Ontology annotation, biological process: regulation of endocytosis; regulation of ARF protein signal transduction.